Molecule: messenger RNA, 560 nt
Organism: Eimeria tenella
Lineage: Eukaryota; Apicomplexa; Conoidasida; Eucoccidiorida; Eimeriidae
Exons: 2
Source: RefSeq, a predicted model, not a curated record
AAACAAUUCGGCAGCCAGCUUGUCUGCAGCAGUUUAGGGUUUCUGUGCACCACCCGCUGCAUGCGGGGGCCCCUGGAGGGGCCCCCGCGCCGGGGGGGGCCCCCGGGGGGCCUCUCGGGGCCCCGGGGGGGCCCCCCGAGAGGGGCCUCGAGGAGGCCAGCAGCAGGGGCAGGGGCAGCAGCAGGGGGCCGGAUGCUGCUGCUGCUGCUGCUGCUGAGGCGAAGGGCGCGCCCGACGGCGCUGCGUCGCUGCAGCAGCAGCUGGAGGCGCAGGAUGAAGAGCUGCGGGAACUGGUGCAGCAGCUUUCUGCUGCUCUCAGCAACCCCACACUGCAGCAGCUGCUGCAGCAAAGUGAUUUGGGCCCCGACGAGUUAGCUGCUGUCGAUUCCUUCUUCGACGAACUUAGCAGCAAAUGUGCAUACUUCCCAGACUUCGGCUCCAGAACAGACGGCGACUGCCAACUCCUCAUGAUCCCGCAGUGGCUCUAUUUGUACGCCGUCAAGGCCAGUCUCACCCACCCAGUCUUCGUCUCUGCUGCUCACAAGAGACUCACGGCCUAG